AUGAUUGGAAGAACGAGUCUUUUCGCAAGGAAUGCCUUCACCAAAUUGGUUAGGAAUUCUCAUGCCCAUGGCGGUGUACCCGGAGAGAACUUGCCUUUCGGCAUUGAAAAUCGCUUCAAGUUGACCGCCUAUUUUAUUUUGUUCUUUGGUUCUGGCUUUGGGGCUCCCUUCCUUGUCCUCAGACAUCAAUUGACCAAGUGA
Ceutorhynchus assimilis (cabbage seed weevil) is the source of this 201-nucleotide messenger RNA. The record is from the annotation of a GenBank genome assembly. Lineage: Eukaryota; Metazoa; Arthropoda; Insecta; Coleoptera; Curculionidae.